AUGGCAUUCUAUAACCAAGCAAAUAAUAAUGGCCCUACGGGAUUUUACCAACCUUCUCCCCAGUUUCAGUUCCCACAGGGCUCUAUGUCUUUCAAUCAGCCGGCAGCAACAACAACAAACCCAGCGUUUGCGCAAGAACCGCUUCCUUCCGGUCUGUUGAAUGCCUUAUCCACUAAGGGCUACUCACACGAGCUACCAUUACUCGAAGAACUAGGGAUUAACUUCAGCCACAUCGCCACCAAGACUAAAAUCGUAUUGCAACCCAUUCAAAGCACCAGUGCCCUUCCAACUGAAAUCAUGGGCGACUGUGAUCUGGCAGGUCCUCUAAUUUUCUGUCUGCUCUUUGGGACAUUUUUGUUGAUGGCUGGCAAAGUCCAUUUUGGUUACAUCUAUGGUGUUGCUCUCUUUGGAACCGUGUCUUUACAUAUUUUGUUGAAACUCAUGGGUGGUGAACAGAAACAACAGCAAACACAGUUGCAAUUUUUGAGAACCGCAUCUAUUCUUGGAUACUGCUUCCUUCCUCUCUGUUUUUUGGCUCUCGCUGGUGUCUUUCAUUCUCUGGACAAUACAAUUGGGUACUCCUUAGCGUUGAUGUUUGUAUGCUGGUGCACAUGGUCAUCUUCGGGAUUUUUCACCACAGUGCUACAAUUGCAUAACACAAGAGUAUUGGUUGCAUAUCCAUUGGUUAUUUUUUACAGCGUUUUUGCGCUAAUGGCCAUUUUUGUAUAA
Messenger RNA from Lachancea fermentati, 729 nucleotides. NCBI's taxonomy places the organism in Eukaryota, Fungi, Ascomycota, Saccharomycetes, Saccharomycetales, Saccharomycetaceae. The record is from the annotation of a GenBank genome assembly.